Messenger RNA from Trichoplusia ni (cabbage looper), 1748 nucleotides. It is a transcript of the gene Uev1A, whose product is annotated as ubiquitin-conjugating enzyme E2 variant 2. Gene Ontology annotation, biological process: DNA damage tolerance; protein K63-linked ubiquitination. The transcript is spliced from 4 exons. Bases 221 to 655 code for a protein of 144 amino acids. The record is from RefSeq and is a predicted model, not a curated record. NCBI's taxonomy places the organism in Eukaryota, Metazoa, Arthropoda, Insecta, Lepidoptera, Noctuidae. Gene Ontology annotation, cellular component: nucleus.
CAUUUGUCAAAGUCAACAAAAAAUUGCUAACCUUCCUUUUUUUCUCUUUGAGUGAAAAAAUUAAGGAAUAAAUGGGAUUAUAUCUCACCACAUAAAUAUUAGCUAUUUUAUGAUCAUUCGCAGGAAGCGAGUAAAUAAUUUGUAUGGUAAAUGCCUGCGUACUAAAACUUAAACUAUAAUUUUUUUUCGCUAGGUAGUGCGCGCCGGUGAAAUUGUGAUCAUGGCGAAUCCGUCAUCAGGCGUUGUUGUUCCUCGUAACUUUCGUCUUCUGGAAGAACUUGAACAAGGCCAAAAGGGAGUGGGCGAUGGUACCAUAUCUUGGGGCCUCGAGAGUGAUGAUGACAUGACCCUCACUCAUUGGACUGGCAUGAUAAUCGGACCCCCUAGGACUCCUUAUGAAAAUAGGAUGUAUUCACUUAAAAUUGAAUGCGGCACUAGAUACCCUGAUGAACCUCCAACUGCUCGCUUCAUUUCUAGAAUCAACAUGAACUGUGUAAACAGUCAAACUGGACUUGUGGACAACAGACAAGUUCCUAUUCUUGCUAGAUGGCAGCGUGAUUACACUAUCAAGACAGUUUUGCAGGAGUUGAGACGUCUCAUGACACUGAAGGAAAACAUGAAGCUGUCACAGCCUCCAGAAGGAAGCACUUUCUAGGUUCUCUUCUGAAGUCUUUUCUCAAUAGACCCAAUCUACCUAUUUCACACUUUAAUUCCACACCACAUAAUAUGUAAUUCACUUACUUGAUUUCUCAAUAUUAGGAGAUGACUAUCACAAAAAAUAUUUUUGAUUUCAUUUAAGUAUUGCUAUGCUAGUGUGUAUCUUAGAUUUGUAUAAUUGCAUUUAUUGUGCUCUGAGUCAGUUUUUUGUGCUAAGUGCAGGAUUACUUGAUUAAAUAAUUAUUGUAGAUUGGGUGAAUAAGUAAGCAUUCAUAUUACAUAGCUCUUUAUUACCCAUUUAGAGGGUAACACCCAUUUAUUUAUCAUACUACCUAAAUUAUUGUGGCCUUUAAAAAAAGUUAAACUUGCUUUUUGUAUUAUUAAGGCUAGUUUUACUGAUAUUGGUUUUAGGUAAGUGGUUUUAUUACGCCCAUUCUAUAAUACAACUGAUCUUUUAGUUCUGACCACUUGAAUUAAAAAUCUUUUCUGCAUUUUAGUUGUUUAUAAUUUUGGGUGUAAUGUAUUUUUUUAAACAUGUAUCUCAUGUCUGAAAUGUAAAGGUUACAGUUUUUAUUUGUAUGUAAUUAGUGAUUACUGAUUUCAUGUGACAGAAAAUUGCUUAAUUUUUUAAUAGUUAAACAUGAUCAAGUGUAAAAUAUUGUAGGAAAUUUUUAUUUCUUAGGAACAUAAGAUAAAGUACUACUGGUUCUUUUCGAAGCUAUGCAUCAGGUUGAAUGUUUUUCAAACAAAUAACGAAUGCAUGUAAUGCAGUGUCCAAGUGGCUACAUUCUAUCAUGUAGCUUCUCAAUUUGGGAAUUACAUAGUUCACUAGUUCCCAUGCAUCUGUUAUGCAUGAAUUUAUUGUUACAAACCAAAUGCUAAGUCAAAUUGUUUCAUAGCAUUAAAUAUUUUUACCAAUGUAUAACUAGCAAAAAUAAAUAAAUCAAAUAACACUGUCAUAAAUAGUUCUUCUUUUUAUAAAUUUAUUUUGCCUGUGGAUGAGUUAUGUUUAUUUCGAUUAUAAUGUUGAUUAAUUAACACGUCAUGGUUAACUUGUGUCUGCAACAUUGAACAUUGAUAAGGUUUUUUUU